This is a messenger RNA of Metarhizium brunneum ARSEF 3297, 2100 nucleotides long. RefSeq names its product Acetoacetyl-CoA synthetase (gene AACS). Gene Ontology annotation, molecular function: acetoacetate-CoA ligase activity. Gene Ontology annotation, biological process: lipid metabolic process. NCBI's taxonomy places the organism in Eukaryota, Fungi, Ascomycota, Sordariomycetes, Hypocreales, Clavicipitaceae. The record is from RefSeq and is a predicted model, not a curated record.
AUGGACUUUGAACAGACGCCCAGGAAGCUCUGGGAGCAUCCAGACCCCAAAAGCACCGCCAUGUGGGCGUUCAUGCAAGAUGCGAAUGCGAAAUAUGGAUUGGACAUGCAGGACUUUCCUGCUCUCUACAAAUGGUCAUGCUCUCACCGCAACCAGUUCUGGUCUCUUGUCUGGGAAACCAUGCCCUUAAUCCACUCCGGCAGCUACACGCAGCCCGUCGAUGAGUCCAUUCCCGUCUCGCAGCUCCCGGCCUGGUUCGCGGGCAUUCAGCUCAACUGGGCGGAAAACUUCCUCUGGAGCCGGAGCGCCAACGACGCCCCCGGCACGAGGACCCAGCUCAACAAGGAGGACUCCAAGAUUGCCCUCACAGAGGUGCGCGAGGGCAACACCGAGGUUCGGCACAUGACGUGGGCGGAGCUGCGGAGAAGGGUGGCCGAGCUGGCCACGGCGAUGAAGGAGAGAGGCGUUGGGAGAGGGGACCGGGUGGUCAUGGUUGGCGCGCAUUCGGCGACGACGCUGAUUGUGUUUUUGGCAACGACUUGGCUGGGCGGGCUGUUUAGCAGUAGUUCUACGGAUAUGGGCGUUGGAGGCUUGUUGCAGAGGACGGCACAGAUCGAUCCCAAGUACGUCUUCUUCGAUGACGGCGCCUCGUACAACGGCAAGACAAUUGACCUCCGGGACAAGAUCCAAGGCGUCAUGGAAGGACUGCAGUCAUGUCCGUCGUUCAACAAGGUGGUUGUCGUGCAGCGGUUCAAAGGGCAGCCCUACCCUACGGGACACAUUGCCAACACGGAACGACUCGAGGACUUUAUCCUGUCAAAGGGAUACAAGCAGCCUCCACCCAUGGUCCGCAUCGGCUUCCAGGACCCCAUGAUUGUGUACUACUCUUCUGGGACGACGGGCAUCCCCAAGGCAAUUGUUCACGGGGUCGGCCCCUUGCUGAUAAGCAUCCAGAAAGAAGGCAUCCUGCACAAAGGCACCACCCCGGACGACGUUGGCCUUCAAUUCACCACCACCGGAUGGAUCAUGUACCUGAGCAGCGUGUCGCAGCUACUCUUGGGAGCUAGGGCCGUUCUGUACGACGGGUCACCAUUCGUCCCAGAUGCAACCGUGCUCUUAAAGAUUGCCGAACAACAGGGCGUCACGACACUCGGCCUCAGCCCACGCUGGAUGACGGAGUUGAUGAAGAAGGGAAUUUCUCCCAGAAAAGUAGCCGACCUCUCCAAGCUAAGAAAGGUGGUCAGCACGGGCAUGGUCCUGCCCGACCAGAUGUUCGAGUGGUUCUACGAUGAGGCGUUCCCGCCCGAGGUCCAUCUCGCCAACAUUUCCGGCGGCACCGACAUUGCCGGCUGUUUCGUCCUCGAAAACCCCCUGACGCCCGUCCACGUAGGCGGCUGCGUCGGCGGCUCCCUGGGCGUCCCCAUCGCCGUGUACGACCACGACCUCGCCGACGGCAGCGAGGGCAAGCCCCUCCCCGCCGGGCAGGCAGGCGACCUCGUCGCCACGGCUGCGUUCCCCAACGUGCCCCUGUUCUUGUGGAACGACGACGCGCCGUCGCCGGGCAAGAAGUACCGCGGCGCGUACUUUGACCGCUUCGACGGGGCGUGGGCGCAGGGCGACUUCUGCGUCUUCCACCCCAAGACGGGCGGCGUCUUGAUGCUGGGCCGGUCGGACGGCGUGCUCAACCCCAGCGGCAUCCGGUUCGGCAGCUCGGACAUUUACGCCGUGCUGGAGCGGUGCUUCCCGGCCGAGGUCGCCGAGUCGCUGUGCGUCGGGCAGCGGCGGCCGGGCGACCUCGACGAGCGCGUGGUCCUGUUCCUGAUCAUGAGGCAGGGCCGGACGCUGGACAGGAAGAUGGUGACGAGCAUCAAGGACACGAUUGCAAGGGAGCUGACCAAGAGGCAUGUCCCGCGGUACGUGUUCCAGGUGCCCGAGAUCCCCGUCACCGUCAACGGCAAGAAGGUCGAGCUGCCGGUCAAGAGUAUCAUCUCGGGCAAGACGGUGAAGCCGAGCGGGACCUUGUUGAACCCGGGUAGUCUGGACUUUUUUUACAGGUUCCAGAAGGUGGAGGAGCUGGAGGAGCCGCUUGCUAAAUUGUAG